AUGAGGCUCCUGGGUGCGGCCGUGGUCGCCCUGGCUGCAGCGGUUUGCCUGAGACAGGCAGCCUUCAGUCAGCCUUCAUCCCUGCGCGGGCACACGCCCAGCUUUCAGCAACCGCGCGGCGAAAGUGUCAAUGGUGCUGAGAACGGAUUUGCCGGGCGCUCGGCCAAUUUCGAAAGCGCCAUGGCCAUCGCUGCCCCUGGAUGUGCCAUGAGCCUCGCGCUCGUGACGAUGAUGGGCUAUGGAAGGAAGCAGCGAGCAAAAUGGCGCAAAGCGGUCAAUAGUGAGAAUCGAGGACGCAUCGGAUACCGGGCCGACCGAAGGCCACCCCUCUUUGGACCUGAGAAGCCACCCCACGAGAAGAAGCGGAUCUACCACUACUACUGCAACAAGAUGUACAAGGUGAUCCGUUUCGAUGACAAGGAAUGA
Symbiodinium natans is the source of this 426-nucleotide messenger RNA. The record is from the annotation of a GenBank genome assembly. NCBI's taxonomy places the organism in Eukaryota, Dinophyceae, Suessiales, Symbiodiniaceae.